CAGGGGCGGCGCUCCGUGGCCGCCAUGGCGCUGCGCGGCGCUCCGGGCCGUGGCCGCUGGCUGGCGCGCGCGCUGGCGGCGCCGCCUCAGGUCACCUCUCCGCGGCUGUUCGCCGCCGUCGCCUCCUCCUCCUCGGCCCUCUCACUGACUAGAUUCCUCCCGCUCCGGACCAGCGGCUCCCGCUCCGGCCCGCCGCCGGCCGGCUUCCUUCCCCUCCGGCCAGUCACCGCCUCGGCUCCGCCGCUGCCCGGCUUUCGCCCUCUCCGUCCCGUUGUGCGAUUUGCCAGCACGGCCGGGCAGGGGCCGGAGGCCGAGGGCCCGCAGCGACGGGUGGUGGUGGUGAGGAUCACCAGCCCCUUUGUCUGGCUUCGUACUCGCUUCUAUUACCUUCUCAUUCGCCUCUACUUCGACCAGGAGUUCAGCAUCGAGGAGUUCACGCGGGGGGCCAAGCAGGCUUUCUCUGUUGUUUCAAAGCUGCUCUCUCAGCGUAAACUUGACCUCCUGGAUGAACUUGUAUCAGCAGAGGUACUUCAAGUGCUGAAGGAAAAGAUUUCUGUGCUCCCUGACAACCAUAGGGAUGCUUUAUCAGCUGACAUUGAUGCAAUCAUGUAUACAACAGAAGGAGAUGUUCGCAUUUACUAUGAUGAUGAUGGAAGAAAGUUUGUUAGCAUCCUGAUGCGUUUCUGGUACCUGACUGGUGCCAACCUACCUGACGAAGUACCAAGUGAAACCAAAGUUUUCCAGAUCAUGUUUGGAGAUGAAAGCACAAAAGAAAAAAGACAUCUUUUAACAGCAAACUAUGAGUUCCAAAGGGAAUUUACAGAAGGAGCAAAACCAGACUGGACAAUUACACGAAUUGAACAUCCAAGCCUAUUAGAAUAAAUGUCUUCUACAAUCCUUUUAUGUACCAUUGUGAAUGUUCUGAUUUAACAAAUAUCAGGCUCGUUUUGGUCUCUUUUUUUUUCCUCUUCCUCUCUUCUCCAAAAGAGGGAUGAAUUUUGUACGUUUGAGUUUUCAGAAUUGUUUCUGAGACUUGCACUGGGCUGCAGCUUUACAAUAAAGCCUUUUCCCUGGAGAA
This is a messenger RNA of Pogoniulus pusillus (Red-fronted tinkerbird), 1078 nucleotides long. RefSeq names its product matrix AAA peptidase interacting protein 1 (gene MAIP1). Bases 25 to 882 code for a protein of 285 amino acids. Gene Ontology annotation, molecular function: ribosome binding. The record is from RefSeq and is a predicted model, not a curated record. The transcript has 5 exons. NCBI's taxonomy places the organism in Eukaryota, Metazoa, Chordata, Aves, Piciformes, Lybiidae. Gene Ontology annotation, biological process: protein insertion into mitochondrial inner membrane from matrix. Gene Ontology annotation, cellular component: mitochondrial inner membrane.